AUGGUUAAUACUGAUUAUAAAUCCUUGGAGCCUACAAAUAUCGAAAACAUCAAUUUUGACAGUGGAAGCUCAAAAGAUGUCAUAUUUAACCAGCUCUACAAAUAUUUAUAUGGAUUCUGUGACAAAAAUUACAUUAUAUCGCUAAUUAAUGAGUACAACGUCAAGGGAUAUUCUGGAUUCUGUACAAAUAAAUGGCUUGAAGAAACAGUUGCAAUAAAAUGUUAUGAUUGUGAGUAUGACGGAACUUGUGCCAUUUGCCUCGACUGCUUCUUUGAUUCAGAUCACACCGGUCACGAAUACAGAUUGACAAAAACAUCAGGAGGCUGCUGUGAUUGCGGAGAUGUCAGUUCAUGGGAUGUUAAGGGCUCGUGCUCGGUGCACACGAACGGAACGAUAAUAGACGAAAAAUGUACGCUCGACCUGUUUACGAACUCGUUUCUGAUGAGAUUGGAGACACUAAUUCGACACAUAGUCACGAAUGUGUCAUAUUAUUUACACAACAUCAACGCAGUAAACGGAGAAACGCUGCAAAUUUUGGUGCUCUUCCUAAACGAUCUGGCAAACGUAACUCCAGCAUACAGAUACUCACUGAGCCUGUGUUUAUCGCGCGAAGUGUUGAAGGACUGGAUGCUGAGGCACCAAAUACUGCCGAACGACUUGCAAAAGUCGUUCAACUCGUUUUAUUUGACAAUGAUAACAUCGAUGUCGUUUAAGAAGAAGUUCUCUUCGUUAUUCGCGGAAUUGUAUGUUGACAUUGUGCAGCCGCUGAAGGAGAUACAAGAUGACUGGCACCUGAGUAACCUGUCAGUUCAGCUCUUCACGUACUCAAAUAUAGCAUUUGAACUGCUGAAGAACCAGUUCAUGGAAAUCUGCAUAGAUCCGAUAGUAGACAAGGCGCCGAUAGAUAAGAGGUUGAACACGCUGCAAUUCGCAAGAUUCGACAGGAAGAAAUUCAAUCUCUACAUAAGGAUAAUAAGUGACCUGACGUACCUGAUGAAUCACACAGUGGUGUGUCGCCUGCUACUGUCUGACGAGAGGCUACAGACCACAGUCUUUAACCUGUUCUUCGUUCACAAUUACAUGAACCUGAUAGAACGGCACACCAGGACGCACGUGCAGUACGAGAACACAGGUUACUCUAUCGCAUUCACAGUGGAGCACAGCCUGCACAGCGCGUUCAAGCCGCUGUCAGACUACAUCAAGUCACUAGGGGACACUGAUCUGCCGAUGGUGCUUAAGCUAUAUAAAAACUUCAACGAUUUCAUAAAGAAAAACGCGCUCAACGUAAAGUUUAACUCCAAUAUGCUGACGAGAAGCUUCCACAUACCACUGGUUAGACUCUUCACCUCAGUAGUGGACUUUAACGUGGUGAGAAGAUACGCGAAGUACCACCUGACGCUCAUGGCGAUGACGGACGAAAGAGUGGCGGAAUACCUGAACAAGUCGUUCCUGCACCUUAAGUCGAAUGAGAGUCUGCAGUUUGAUCUCUUGGAGCUCUUCGAUAACGAUGUGCUGAAGUACGUGCUGAGAAGCACAAUCGACGUCCUGAAGUUCGCAAUGGAGAUAAAGCAUAACCUGUGGGUCUUCAACGGAGAGUCGCUGCGAGACCAGAGGACGACGUACUACGAGUUGCUAUUCGACUCGUUCGAUAUCGCAUCAAUACAAAUGGCAGUGGUGCUGCUGGGCAUGAAGAACUUCAGGAGCGACUUUGACGUGUUGACGUACAUAUUUGAAAUAUGCUUUGACCUAAAACACUAUGAGAGUUCGCCAUAUAAGAGCGCAGUGGAAAGGUAUAGGAAUGGCGCCGCGGCAAAAACGGGAGCCGAGGAAACUUCACUAAAUGAAAUAUACAAUGUAGUUGAAAAUUUGAUAUCUGAUGUGCAAGGACGGAUUACAACGAGCAGAGAGCAGGAGAGAGGUGAGGACAAUCGAGAAGAGGAUAUGAGCUCAUCGAUCGACCACAACAAUAUUUCAGAAGGAGAAUCGUUUGAGAUACAAUUUGAGGAGUACCCAGCAUGCAAGAGUGACCCGGGAACCUUUGAUUUUAAAAUCAACUUCUUCUACAUACUGCUGAACACGCUGGUAAACGACAUUAAGCACCUGGAAAUACUCUCAAUCUCGAGGAAGACGACGAAGGAGUGGUUUGUGAACAGAGGGUACCCGCUGCUGCUGAUGGACAUAGUUAACUCGCUGGCCUCAGGGAACGUGGAGUUCGGACAGAUAGUUAACGAGACGAAGAAGCACUGGAAACACCACCCAAUGUUCAUAGAGACGAUCGAGCGCGUGGCAAUGUUUAAUUACUCGAAGGUGUCGGACAAGACGUACAUAAGGCUGAAGCAGGAGUCAUAUAAGCUGAUCGACGUAGUGUGGAACACGCUGCAACCAGCAACGCACGCAAUCUCGAGCCAAUGCCUAAAUCACGACAUAAGUCUGCUAGGGCCGUUCGAGGGAGAAAUAAUGUCGCCAGAGUACAGGGAAACGCAGGCGCUGAUACUUAACUCGAUCAGCUGCAACAUGCUCUUUAACUACCUGCUGCUUCCGUUGGUAUACGAAUCGAAAAUGGAGUUUAAGUUGGAGAAGAAGGACUUUGAGUCGCUCCCUGACCUGUACAAAACAGCUCUGGAGUCGUCAAAGGAGUCGAACUUUAAGAAGUUUGAGUUGGCGUCAAACAUGCUGGCGUGCUCGAACUACAAGUUUAAAAGGUCGAGCCACGUGCUGUUGUACUCACUGAAGAUGCUUAACCUGCUCUACAGUAAGCUGACGCCAGCACACGAGAACAUAGGAUUCGUUAUGGUGAGUAUGCUGAAGUUGAUUCUAAGCAGAAUGGACGACGAAGUAUACAAGAAGUGCAUAAACUACACGUUGAACAGACUAAACAAAGUGUACAACUUUAAGAGUAAGCCGGAAAAUAAGAGUAAGCAGAUAGAAAAGAAGGACGUUAAGAAGAUACAGAAGAAGUUCCUUAACAAAAUAUUUAAGCAGCAGGAACUCUUUAAAAUUGAUACUGAGGACAUGGAACAAAUGGAGGAGGGGGAUACUGAGGAAUCAAUACUGUGUAUCCUGUGUAAGCAGAAAAUGGAGUCGGAGUCGGAAAUGUCGUGUCUGUGCUUCAUCUCAUCAAACAACGUGUUAAGAAGGUGCUCGUCGUCAAACGGGCUAUCGAAUGAUCGACGAACAAACUAUGGCGUGUACGCAAAGUCAUCAAUACCGCUUAAGUCGUCGAUCAUAUCAUCAUGUGGGCACGUAGCACACACGAGAUGCAUCAACGAACACAGGAAUAUGCAGGAAGAUGUGGAAAACUUCUCAAUAUACGGAAUACACAGAGCGUCGACAGAGUUCCUGUGCCCGAUGUGCAAGACACUAUGCAACUACACGCUUAACAUGAUCCCAGACUCGAAGAUUCAGAAGUACGCACCAGAAGACCAUCUGGUACCAUACCUGGCAGCAAUUUCUAAAAAUAAAGAUAAUAUUGGAAAUGAACAUGAAGAUUCUCUAAAUGUAUGGGCAAACAUUUUAAUGGACAAAUUUGACAGUAUUGAUGACUCAUUGGAAUCAAGUAACUCGAUAUAUAAUAUUUAUGACCUGUGCAAAUCCUCAUGGAGGUACCCGUACAGUAACCUGUGGCUGCCAUGUCCAGUGUACGCAAUGAACGAAAAACACGGCAAAUACGUGUACGCAAUGAGCGUAAUCUCCUCAAACAAGAACAUCAACUACUACCUGAACACGGACAGUAAGAGCAGAGUCGACGAGCUGAGUUUGGGCUCGACAGCUCCGCUGAAGAACAUCGAAUGCAGCUACUGCGCAAACUUCGACUUUGACCUCUCAAACCUCAACAGUUACAAGUGCGAAGCGUUCAAGAUGAAGGAAAAGUACACUCUGCCACCAAUAAGAGUCUUCGACAAGGAAAACGCACAUAUGAUGCAGUCGGUGUAUAGGUACUUCGUGGAAAACUGGGAAGUCGUGAAGUCGAAUAAGGUAUACAGUCUCAUCAAUUUGCGAGGGUCGGAACUGGACUACACGGAAAAGUUUUCGAGAGCACUGCUGACGCCGUACUCGAGGGCGCUCUUCUCGGACAAAAGAGCGUACUUCGGAAUCAGGAACUGGAGGCACGUGAAUUCGACAGUAGAAGUGGACCCGAAGGUCUGGGUGCUCUACAACGAGAUGCUGAGCACGUCCUCAGUCAGAAGGAACAUGCUGAACACGCCCAACGCAUUUUACUCGCAGCUGCUAAGGAACUUUUACUUCACAGGCAUGAUGCCGAACAGCAACGAGGACGACUACGAAUUCGAUAACGUGUAUACCAAGAAUGUGCUGCUGGAUAAGUCCUAUUACGACUACGAUGACACGAAGAUGGUCAUGCCUGACUUGUCGCUGUACAAGGACAAGAUGCUGGAGAAGGAAACGGAUAUGAUCAGAGUAUUCGUGGAGUCGCUGAACGAAGUAACCCUGUUACAGAUGUACAAAAUGAUAAGACGAGACGAAGAGAAGAAAAAAGACGACACUUACUACGUGGAGUCGACCACCGAAAACGACUUCAUCCAGAGACUAAUGAAAAGGAGAUAUGAAAUCUCCAGAAUAAAUAGCCUACUGCCUUUGAACCAUUAUAUAUCGUAUCAAGGCAAGAUGAGUGCGAACAAAAUCUUCGGAAACGACAUGGUGUUGAACCCAUGGUCGUUCGACUACAUCAGGGAGUUCCUGAAGGUCUUUUUAUCGCAAAAAAACUACGUCAAAUCGGUGAUCACGCACUACGUGUACUUCUUCACAGUAGUUGCGUCACUUCAAGUAAUGGACAGGUUCAUAGUCGACGUAAUGAGGAUCAACUACAGGCGCUUUAUAGAAAACUACUCAGACGGAGACGAAAGGCUGUAUAGGACGAGGCUCAAGAUAGAGUUCAUGACGGCGUUCAACCAGAAGUUCUUCAGCGACCUCUUCGCAAACGCGGAAUUCCCGUGCGACGUCGUGCCGAGGAUCGCAUUCACAGACUUCGAAGAGAACCUGAACGAGUAUAGGUCGUACAACAUGAUGCUAGGGCACAUUUGUGAUAGUAGGAGGCAGCGGAGUAAAAGCAAGUAUACAAAGGAUUCGAUAUAUUAUGAGCAACUAGACGACAUGAUAUCAGACAUGGUAGAGUACUCGGGGAUGCUGAAGUCGGUUCACGACAAGCACGUGGAGGCGCUGACGGAGCCGAUCCCGUACGAUCAAAUAUUGCACGACAGAGUUAACACGUACAUAACGGACGAACUUCUGGAGAGGCACCUGUUCAACCAGGUCUCCAGGAUCCUGAAGGCGCGAGAGAUACAAAACAGCCUGAAUAACAAGUACGACUUUGAAGCGAUAGCGUACGGGCUAGAGGAGGUAUUCGAACAGGCGGUAUACCCGAAGAGGCAGAGACUGCACGACGGAAAGAUCGACACUACAGACGAGUCGCCGUCAUCAAUACUUAAAAUCGAAUCCGCAUCGACGCCAAUAACGACGAAUAGCGCACACAACAUGUACAGGGGAGUAGACCUGGCAAGGCGUCUGAACGGGCUGUUAUACAAAAACCACAGCAACACAGUCUUCUUCGAGACGAUAAGGCACAACAUACCGCAGUCGCCUCAUAUACUGGACUUCCUGACGCCAGAAUUAGCAAGUGGCAUAUCGAAUUUAAAAGUGGACGUCAGCACAAGUUUCCUGUCAGUCAUAGAAAAGGUGUUCAACUUCACAGUUCGCCACUUCAUACAGAUGGGAUACAUAAACUACGAGCCGGAACGAUUGAUGUUCGAAAAGUACAAAGAACAGCUGUUUGAGUCACUCAACAUCUUCUUGGACGUAGCCUUCUGGGCUUUGAACAGCAUGUUCAAGUACGAGGACGAAGUGUGCUCGAAGGUGCUCUACGGACACCUGAACAGCGAGGCCACGAGGUUCAACCUGCUGAUAGAGGCGCUCGGAAUAGGAGCAAAGUCGAUUCUGAUGAAACCUUCCGAGAUACUGAGAAACAUGUUCAGCGAAACUUACAAGAGUCAGAUGCAGCUGAACAGGAACUGCAACAUGGAGGUCACGCCGCCAAUACUCUCCAAGUACAGCCUCAUCGACGUGGAGAGGCACCUGACGGAGCUGCACUGGGACAUGAUAAGGAACACGGCUCUGAGGAGCUGCGCGAACUGCGGACUCAAGCCCGCGAACCCCCUGAUGUGCCUGCUCUGCGGCUCGCUCGUGUGCUCAAACAACGAGUGCUGCCACAAGGUUCAAACGGCGCAGGACACGCGGUUCCUCGUGCACGUGGAGAAGAAGCUGAGGCGCCUGAAGAAGGGGGAGCUCAUGAGCAUCUACGACGAGGAGCUGGUUGCGCACGCGAAGGUCUGCGGCGGCGGCCAGUGCAUCUACUUCUCGCCCUACCACUGCUGCGUCCUGCUUGUGGAGGAGCGGAGGCGCGCGACCGUCGCGUCGAUAUACUCGGACCAGUACGGAAACAGCGACCUGCACGGCAAGGUCUACGGCGACGUGAAGCUUGCGAGGGUGCGUCUGGAGAACAUUGUGAACACGUUCUGCUCGGGUCGCCUCUCGAACGAGAUCGUGACCCAGAGGAAGCAGCUGAUAAACCUCCUAGCAUAG
Molecule: messenger RNA, 6594 nt
Organism: Theileria orientalis strain Shintoku
Lineage: Eukaryota; Apicomplexa; Aconoidasida; Piroplasmida; Theileriidae
Exons: 14
Coding region: 1-6594 (2197 amino acids)
Biological process (GO): ubiquitin-dependent protein catabolic process via the N-end rule pathway; protein ubiquitination
Cellular component (GO): ubiquitin ligase complex; cytoplasm
Molecular function (GO): zinc ion binding; ubiquitin protein ligase activity
Source: RefSeq, a predicted model, not a curated record